AACUUUAUUCUAUCUCUAUAUCUGUCUGGGUAUAUGCUAUUAGAAAGACAGUGCUAGUACUCAAGCUGGAACUACCGUUACCGACAUGUCUUCGCUGAAUGAAAAACUCGAAGCAGCACUCGACUCGCGUCGUCGUCGAAACAUCCUGCGUCGUUUACCAGAGCCAACGUCUCCUACAACAGACCCGUCAUCAACAAACGAAGAGCAGCAGCUAGUCGACUUCGUCUCAAACGACUACCUCUCCCUAACAUCCUACCAACCUCUCCGCACACGCGUCCUCAGCGCGCUCUCGCGCUCACCAGCAAUCCUCGGUUCAGGUGGCUCUCGACUACUCGUCAACCCCUCCGGACACGACCAACUUGAAGAUCGGCUGAAAACCUAUUUCGAUGCACCAGCGGCACUAUUGUUUAAUAGUGGGUUCGACGCGAAUGUGAGUUUGUUUGCGUGUAUACCGCAGGAAGGGGAUGUAGUUGUGUAUGAUGAGUUUGUGCAUGCGAGUGUUCAUGAUGGGUUGAGGGCUUCGAGGGUUGUUCGGUCUUCUGGAGGUGAAGAGGAUAGGACGUUAAUACCAUUCGAACACAACUCUCUCCCCUCCCUCCGUCGCAUCCUCCUCUCCCUCCUCUCCUCCCCAUCACACGGCACAUCCCUACUCAAAGGCUCCUCCAGCGUCUUCAUAGCAGUAGAAGCACUAUACAGCAUGGACGGCACACUCGCUCCUCUCCCAUCCAUCGUCUCCCUCCUCAUCGAAUUAUUUCCACGCAAAAACGCACAUCUUGUUGUUGACGAGGCGCAUGCUACGGGGUUGUAUGGUCCACUUGGGAGGGGAUUGGUGGCGCAUUAUGGGCUUGAGGGAUGUGUGUUUGCGAGGUUGUGUACGUUUGGGAAGGCGUUGGGGAGUAGUGGAGCGGUGGUGUUGACGAGUCAACUUGUGAAAGAUUACUUAUUGAACUAUGCAAGGCCGUUGAUAUACACUACUGCACUCAGCUGCGCAAACAUAGUUGCUAUCAACUGCUCGUUCGAUCUAUUAGAAGACGGUACCACGACAAAACUCGCAAACAACCUACAGACACUCAUCAAAUACACACUAGACCUCCUCCGUUACCGUCUCUCCCCUUUCCCGCCUCACCUAAUCGCUCUACCACCUCAUCUAGACCUCCCGUCCACCUCUCCUCACACAAACCAAACCAACCAACUACAACUCCACGCGCCAAUUAUACCAAUAAUGACACCCCUCCCUCGCCCUCUCUCCAUACACCUCCGCAAUCUCGGGCUCAACGCACGGCCCAUAUCGUGGCCGACGGUACCGAAGGGUAAAGAUCGAGUCCGUGUGUGCUUGCAUGCGGGGAAUUCGAAGGAGGAGGUGGAGAGGCUUGUUGAUGGAAUUGUUGAGUGGGCUGAGCGGGAGGUUCGAAGGAGGGCUAUGCCAACGGGAACGAGAGAGUUAGAGAGGGAGAGGGAGUUCGUGUCUGUUUCUGUACAGGCGAAACUCUGACUGCGCGAGACCUCUUUCUGUUGUGCAGUGUCAGUCGCACCGAACCUCAAUACACUUACUCGUCGAGUUUUGCGUGGUGUCAGUCGCGGAGAGCCUCGAUCUCCUUAGCGCUCGACUCUAGGUACUCGUCGAGUUUACUCUGGUACAUGGGAGGUAGUUUAGAUAAAGCUCGUAACCGAGCAACUGAUUCUCUGUUAUGUUGUAUUGCUGCGAGUUGGGCGUGCUUGAUCGUCCCGGAAACAUGUACAACGUACGGCAAGUACACUUUCCCCUGCAUCUUUUUGAUCAGCGUAACUGCACCCCAUGCUAUACGAUGAUGGUCCCGAGCAACUCGGAUGAUACAUAGGUUCGUCGUUGGUGAGAAGUAUUUCACUGUUAGAGAAGACCCG
Molecule: messenger RNA, 1881 nt
Organism: Fomitiporia mediterranea MF3/22
Lineage: Eukaryota; Fungi; Basidiomycota; Agaricomycetes; Hymenochaetales; Hymenochaetaceae
Product: PLP-dependent transferase
Exons: 6
Coding region: 86-1492 (468 amino acids)
Biological process (GO): biosynthetic process
Molecular function (GO): transferase activity; pyridoxal phosphate binding
Source: RefSeq, a predicted model, not a curated record